Messenger RNA from Phanerochaete carnosa HHB-10118-sp, 749 nucleotides. RefSeq lists its product as uncharacterized. Gene Ontology annotation, biological process: intracellular sterol transport. Lineage: Eukaryota; Fungi; Basidiomycota; Agaricomycetes; Polyporales; Phanerochaetaceae. The transcript is spliced from 5 exons. Gene Ontology annotation, molecular function: sterol binding. The coding region runs from base 40 to 552 and encodes 170 amino acids. The record is from RefSeq and is a predicted model, not a curated record.
ACUUGCUCAAAGCUACUUUCAUCCACGGUUACAUCUCUCAUGGCACGUCUUUCUUUCCUCGCUCUUCUGGCCGCUGUAUCUGCCGGAUUUGCUGCUGCAGGCCCUGCUCAGGAGACGCUUCAAACGUCCCUCAAGAGCGAUAAGUGGAGAUACGAAGACUGUGGCGACUCUUCCUAUCCUGUUCACAUCAAAUCUAUCGAAAUUUCUCCGGACCCACCCGUUCCUGGACAAAAUCUCACUGUCAAGGUUGUUGGCCAGACAGAUACGGUUGUAGAAGACGGCGCGUACGCAGAUGUGACCGUGAAAGUCGGUCCCAUUAAAUUGCUCGAUAAGGAGUUCGACCUUUGUGAAGAGGCUCGCAAGGCUGAGUCUGACAUCUCAUGUCCUGUGGAAAAAGGAGAACACACUGUCGUCCAGACUGUUGCUCUUCCUCGGGAAAUUCCGCAUGCGCCCUUCAUAGUCAACGUCCGUGGCUACUCCGUUGUAGACGAGCCCAUGGUCUGCCUCAAUAUUUGGAUCGACUUCAGGACUCCCAAGAACAAGCUGUGGUGAAAGGACGGCGUCCAACCUUCUGGACGGAUUUUCUUUGCAAUGCAUCAUGAUUUACGACAUCCCUUCUAUUCUUCCUCUUGUCUGCUCAGUGUUCGAAUACGCUCAGUACUUCUUUGUCUAACGCUUUAGUUUGUAACCUUUUGUCCCUGAGACGCCGGUGGCGCACGAGUCUCGCGAUAUAACGGAUAUCUUUUGGG